Desarmillaria tabescens is the source of this 408-nucleotide messenger RNA. RefSeq lists its product as uncharacterized. The coding region runs from base 1 to 408 and encodes 135 amino acids. Lineage: Eukaryota; Fungi; Basidiomycota; Agaricomycetes; Agaricales; Physalacriaceae. The record is from RefSeq and is a predicted model, not a curated record. The transcript has 4 exons.
AUGUUGUUCGCCCUCAUCUUUGCUCUCUUCAUCACUACCAUUCUCAAUCUUGGCGCUGCCCAGGACAACUGUGCUCGUGAAUACACAGUCGUCACUGGAGACACUUGUAAUGGCAUUUCUACCGCGCAGAAUGUUUCUACCUUCCAGCUCGCUCAUGUGAAUACAGUCAUUGACGCUGCGUGCGACAAUCUGCAAGUUGGUCAGGUGCUUUGCCUGGGGAUCAUUGGUCAAGAUUGUAACGAGACCGUUGUCGUGAUGUCUGGCGAUACUUGUAGUAGUAUCGCCCAAGCGAAUGACAUCGACCUCUCAAUUCUUCUGGUCAACAACAGGAACGUCAAUGCGGCCUGUACGAACCUUUUGGUUGAUACUGUUUUGUGUGUAGCUUCCGGAAUAAUUCCUUAUACGUAA